AGGAGCAGGAGGAGGAGGAGGAGCAGGAGGAGGAGGAGGAGUCAUGAGGCUGUCAGGGAGGGAUGUUGGACUCUGGACCAUCUGGUUCUGAGCGUCCUCCGGGUUCAGCUGCUGCUGAGGGGCGGAGCCAAAGACUCUCUGAAGAUCAUAAAGUAAUGAAACACCUGUGAGUCACCUGAGACGAAGCAGGAAACAGUUUGUCACAGACUGAUUCAGUUCACCGUCAGACUGACGACGUCCUCCAAGUUCAGCUACCAGAGAGAGAAACUACGAAGCUGCUGCUUCGACCUGCCGACACAAUCGUCAGAGACAAAAUGGCUUCCAGAUCAGAGGAGGAUCUCUGCUGUCCGAUCUGCCUCGACAUCUUUAAAGAUCCUGUCAUCCUGUCAUGUGUCCACAGCUUCUGUAAAGACUGUCUGCAGAGCUGGUGGAGAGAGAAACGAUUAAAUAUGUGUCCAGUUUGUAAGAAGAUAUCUUCAACAACAGAACCACCUUUAAACCGGGCGUUAAAGAACCUGUGUGAGUCGUUCUUACAGGACAGAGAUCAGAGAGCUUCAGAGGAUCUCUGCUGUCGGCACUCUGAGGAACUCCAACUCUUCUGUCUGGACCAUCAGCAGCCGGUGUGUCUCGUCUGCAGAGACUCAGAACAACACACCAACCACAGAUUCAGACCCAUCGAUGAAGCUGCACGACAACACAAGAAGAAACUUCAGGAAACUCUGGAGUCAUUAAAGAAGGAGUUACAGGUUUUUGAAGAAGUUAAAGUGAAGUUUGAUCAGACAGCAGAACACAUGAAGGUCCAGGCCCGACACACAGAGAGGCAGAUUAAGGAUCAGUUUAAGAAGCUGCACCAGUUUCUAGCAGAGGAAGAGGAGGCCAGGAUGGCUGCACUGAGGGAGGAAGAGGAGCAGAAGAGUCAGAUGAUGAAGGAGAAGAUGGAGGCUCUGAGCAGAGAGAUAGCAGCUCUUUCACACACAGUCAGAGCCACAGAGGAGCAGCUGAGAGCUGAAGACGUCUCAUUCCUGCACAACUACAAGGCUGCAGUGGAAAGAGUCCAGCAGCGCCCCCUGCUGGAGGAUCCACAGCUGCCCUCAGGAGCUCUGAUAGACCAGGCCAAACACCUGGGCAACCUGAGCUUCAACAUCUGGAACAAGAUGAAGGACAUGGUCUCCUACACUCCUGUGGUUCUGGACCCAAACACUGCUCAUCCAGUACUCAUCCUGUCUGAAGAUCUGAGCAGUGUGAGACGAGGACAGAGACAGAAGCUUCCUGAUAAUCCAGAGAGGUUUGAUCAUGUGUUCUCUGUCCUGGGAUCUGAGGGCUUUAACUCAGGGACUCACAGCUGGGACGUCGAGGUCGGAGACAGUACAGACUGGCUGCUGGGUGUGUUAGCAGAGUCUGUCCAGAGGAAGAGACUCAUACAGUCUGGAUUCUGGAUGAUAGGCUUAAAUGAAGGUGAAUACUCAGCAUGGUCACCAUCAGCUCCACUCACUGUUCUCGUCGUGCAGAAGAAGCUCCAGAGGAUCAGAGUGAAUCUGGACUGGACCAGAGGAAAUCUGUCGUUCUCUGAUCCUGAUACUAACACACACCUGCACACCUUCACACACACUUUCACUGAGAGGAUGUUUCCAGUCAUUAACACUGAUGCUGAAGUGAAGAUGUUACCAGUGAAGGUGUGUGUGACGGUGGAACAGAGCAGGUAGAGAUGAAGACGAUCAUUAUAUUCAUGGUGUUAUAUCUCAUUAUCACAAAUGCGUCUUUAUUAAUGAUUCACUUAUUGUUUGAUUCUUUUUCUUUCUGCUAUGAUUCAGUUUGAAUUGUUCCUUUUUGUUCAUCAUUGACAUUUCUCAUGUGUGAAAUGAUUUCUGAUCGUUACGUUUGGUUCAUUUUCAUCAACACUGAGUCAUUGACACACUUGAUGAUUUGGACUUGUGUGUGUGUGUGUGGAGCCGUGAAGAGCAGCAGAAACUUUAUGGAUCCAGAGAAAUAAUCAGGAACUUCAUGUUUGAGGUGACGAUCAGAACUGAAAUCCAACUAACUCAAUUCUGAAAUCCUGAAAUGUUUAAAUGUAUAAAAUGUUUUCACAAAAAAUCAUCAAAAUGUUUGUUGUGUUUGUUGACAUGAGAUGAAUCCUGCUGUCAGGCACUCGGUCUGGUUCUGUUGGGUUUAAUGUGACAUCUGAUGAUCUGUGCUCUGUGACCGUCUGUUAAUCAAUAAAUACUUAAGCUCA
Molecule: messenger RNA, 2230 nt
Organism: Acanthopagrus latus (yellowfin seabream)
Lineage: Eukaryota; Metazoa; Chordata; Actinopteri; Spariformes; Sparidae
Product: nuclear factor 7, brain-like
Exons: 2
Coding region: 315-1703 (462 amino acids)
Biological process (GO): protein ubiquitination
Molecular function (GO): zinc ion binding; protein binding; ubiquitin-protein transferase activity
Source: RefSeq, a predicted model, not a curated record